Molecule: messenger RNA, 1708 nt
Organism: Durotheca rogersii
Lineage: Eukaryota; Fungi; Ascomycota; Sordariomycetes; Xylariales; Xylariaceae
Product: alpha/beta-hydrolase
Exons: 1
Coding region: 415-1611 (398 amino acids)
Molecular function (GO): catalytic activity
Source: RefSeq, a predicted model, not a curated record
UAACACGCCGGGUAAGCCGGGGGUCGGGGAUGGUGUCUGCUCACUGCGCGUAAUUCCACGAGUGCAGUACACCUUUGGCUGCACUCCUUAUUCCCUCUGCUGUAUAUCGUAGUAUCGGGUAUGCAGCAGCCGAGUCCCGGCGAUUACGUUAGAUACACACGUACCCCUGUAACCCCUUCACCUCCGCACCCCGCGCCAUCCCUCCAUCCUCCAUCUCCCCAUCCCACAAGCCCCCAUCCCACCUCCACGGCCCGAAUCCCGUACGCCGCAACACACCAGGCCGGUCGACCGGCACCGCGGUCCUACCUAGAUUAGGCUUGGGUGCUCUCGACGCACCGGGCUGUCCCAUCCAGUCCCGGGCACGCAGACACGUGCAUAGACACAGACACAGGCUCACACGGUACACAGCACACCAUGGCCAGCGAUGCUGAGCCCGGGAUGGCGUACGCGUACUGCGUCGCCAACGACGGGUGCGUGCUCGCGUUCCAGACCUCGCGGCCAACCAACCGCGACUCGCACCAGCAGCAGCCUUCCUUACCCUUCCCCGCUGCUACCCUCGCUGCCAACUCGGAAGGGGGAGAGACCGAGGACGCCGAAGAAGAGAUCUGCAUCCUGCUGCUCCACGGCUUCAGCGGGUCGAGUCGGUACUUCACGCGCAACUACCCCGGGCUGACCGCCAGCCGGCAUUGGGUCGUGGCGGCGGACCUGCGCGGCCACGGCAACUCGGGGCGCCCCGCCGGCGGGUACCACGUCGCGCGGCUGGCGGCGGACCUGCGGGACCUCGUCGCGCACCUGCGGUGGGUCUACUCGGCCGCAGCCCCUCCCUCCUCCACGCAUGCCGGCACCGAAAACAGGGAAAGAAAGCGGCUUAAAUUCGUCCCCGUGGGUUGCUCCAUCGGCGCCGCCGUGGUGUGGACCUACGUCGAGCUGUUCGGGUCCGACGACGACGACUUCGCUGGGUACGUGUUCGCGGACCAGGCGCCGCUGCAGGACCGCUCGGCGUUCGGGGACUACUUCUUGUACGAUUCGGACGACUCGGGCGACGGCAACCGCGGGGAGGCGAAGAGCGGGGAGGCAAAGAGGGGCCGCGGCUGGGACGCGUCGCGCGCGCACCUCAGCUGCUACGACGAGGCGACGCUGCAGGCGGCGCAGGCGGCGUGGGCGGCGGACCCGGAGGCGGCGGGGCGCGAGCUCGCGGCGUCGUGCCUGGGGUACCGGCACGCGCCGGAGGCGGGCGACGGGGCGGGCGCGGACGCGGACGCGGACGCGGCCUUCUUCGCGGCGAUCAGCGCGCGCUGCGACGGCGCGUGGCUCGCGCGCCUGCUCGCCGACCACACGCGCUACGACCACCGCGAGGCGCUCGAGGCGCUCGCCGCGCCGGCCCUGGUCCUGGCCGGCCGCCGCACCGGCUGCUUCCCGCUCGCGGGGAUGCGCGAGGUCGCCGCGCGCGUCGAGCACGCGAGCGGAGCCGGCCGCGCCCGCCUCGUCCUGUUCGGCUCCGGCCACUGGAUGUUCUACGAGGAGCCCGACCGCUUUAACACCGAGGUCCUCGCCUUCGUCGAGAGCUGUCGCGCGCGCCCCCGCGUGCGCCCGCCGGAGGAGGGUAGAUAGGAGAAAAUAUACGUGUCGUGCGGUCGAGUGGUUCCAUUUGAUAUGUAUUGAUUUCGCUGCUGAUUCCCGCUGCCAUAAAGGAUGGUUCUAUGGAAAA